This is a messenger RNA of Corythoichthys intestinalis (scribbled pipefish), 2108 nucleotides long. RefSeq names its product F-box protein 36b (gene fbxo36b). The coding region runs from base 1121 to 1756 and encodes 211 amino acids. NCBI's taxonomy places the organism in Eukaryota, Metazoa, Chordata, Actinopteri, Syngnathiformes, Syngnathidae. The transcript has 4 exons. The record is from RefSeq and is a predicted model, not a curated record. Gene Ontology annotation, molecular function: protein binding.
CGUUACCGGGCGCCCGAUGUCAAAGAGUUGGAGCCGAUCCGGUCGCAGACUGCGCACGGCUCCGUUUCUGCCAACUGGAGCCGAGCUGGGGAUGACCUCUCGCGCGAGGUGUCAACAGCCUGUGAUCGCGUAGCCUACAAUAAAGGUCUUAUUUUCCGAAAUCCUCAUUUUCAUCCUUUUUCACUCCCGAUCGCGAAAGAUGCCGGUCCGUGCGAAGGAUUGUUUUGACUUUUUGAAUGGAAUUUUAGCAAUAAAUCCACUUCUGUUACUGGCGGUAUGACCGGCACCUGUACGUGACACGAUAUGCUUUUCAUCACAAUUUGUUUUUGCCUGUAAGCUGUGCGCAUAUCAUCAGUUGUAUACCUAUUUACGUACCGUGUAUAAUGAGGGACCGUGUCUCGGUGUAAAAAGAUGUUGUAAGUAUGGCUUCAUAGAGUGUACCUACUGCAGCAAUUUCAUGUCCAAAAAGGGAUCCUUUUAGCGUAACUGCCACAAAAGCAGUCAAGUGUGGCCUACGAGCAAACCGAGCUGGUAAAACUAGGAAUGAAAUGUAAAAAGCUGGCUUCGGUCGAGUGGCAGGCAUCUCAAUUUGCAGUCGCGGUCCAAACUGGCGAAAUGCCAAGCGCGUUUAUGUAGAGCUUCCUUCCGCCGACAGAACCGGGCUCGGCCUUCCUUUUAUGACCGCGUGUCGGGGUCCGAUGGCGCCGCCGGUCACUAACGUCUUUCUUGUCUUUACAAGACUCGCUAAGUCAAUGUGUACAUAUAUAAAUAUAUGUAUAAAUUAAAAGAUUUUUAAAUACUACGACCUCCGAGCGAUUUCUUUCUCCACUCCAACUUGACAGUUUUGGACGUCAGUCGCCGCCAGGAUGUCCGUUGUUGUUCUCAGUGGCUGCCGAUCACGUCAAAUGCUUUUGACUACAACUUGAUCACGGGGGAGAAAAAGCACUUGUAAAAUGACCAUUUGGAACUCCGGCAAGUAAAGGUGGCAUGGCUUCAGCCUUUUUCUCUGUGAAGAAUUUGUUCCAUUAUCUAGGUCAAACAUCACUUUGAGAAAGUGACACACACGUAUGCUUUUGAUGAAAGAAAGUCCGGGUUACUAUGGCAACGGGCAGAAACUGUCAUGGCGUCCCUGUUGACAGAUCCGCUGUUUGAAAUCGCCGGACGGGGUCCCUCGACUAAUAAAAACUACUACAACUGUGUCGUUACCAAGGAAGACGUGAUCUGGAGAUGGUGGACGAUAUCUCCUCGAGCUGUGUACAGGCUUUCGAAGCCCGGUCAACUCAUCAUGUCACAUGAGGACUUCCUGGAUGACAGCAAAUUACAAAAUGAUCUGGGCAUGAUCUUUGGCCGCGGCGCCUUGAAGUACACCAAGGCUCUAUGCCAAGGCCAUUUCGAUUACCUGGAACGUCUCCCCGACUCCUUACUUCUGCAGAUCGUCAACUAUCUGGAGCUGGAAGACGUGGGUCAACUGGGACGAACUUCGCGUAGGUUCCGGCAGCUGUGCGGUUCCGAGGAGUUCUGGGAGCAGGCGGUGCGGCGAUGCUGCAAAACGGUUUCCCCCGAAGUAGCCGCCCUGGCGCGAGAGGUGGGUUGGCGCAACAUUUUUUUCACCAACAAGUUGCAGCUGCAGAAGCUGAUCGGCCGCCGGAGGCUGAGGGCCGAAGAGGAGAAGGCCGAGCACGGGAAAAGGCCGAGCGAGACGGCUCGUUCCGACCUCAAAGCGCCGGCCGCCGUGGAGCGCACCAUGGAGGGAUGAAACCGGCGAGUGCGGCUUCAAAAUGCCUUUUUGUCGCUCUCCCUCCCUUAUUUGAUUUCGGUGUGUCGAGCGGUUCCGUUUAAAGAGCCGUUUUGGUUUUUUUUUUUCAAUCCGGCGCGCUGCUUAAAUGCUCGUCCGAAAUGAACACGCCAGCCGUACCUUACGACGAGAAGCUUAAUGCGUCGUCGUCAUAGGAAUUAAAAAAAAAAAAAUUGUUGUCCCUUCCUUCUGUUGUUUGCAAUUUGGCCUCUAGGGGCAGUCAUGAGGGCAGUUUGGCUACUACCCAAGUCAUUCAGUAAAUUUGUUAUUCUUCACAGUGGAUAAAGAAUAUCAGCCUGCAUGGUUUCUGCCA